Molecule: messenger RNA, 2762 nt
Organism: Lucilia sericata (common green bottle fly)
Lineage: Eukaryota; Metazoa; Arthropoda; Insecta; Diptera; Calliphoridae
Exons: 8
Coding region: 1-2568 (855 amino acids)
Molecular function (GO): endonuclease activity; protein binding
Source: RefSeq, a predicted model, not a curated record
AUGGAUCAAAGAACUAAUUAUUUAUCGUUGAUCCUAUUAGACGCCUUAGAGGAUGAAAAUGAAAGUGAUAUUAAUUUCAUAUUGGAGCGCAAUAGUAAAGCAAUUGAUCCUUCUUAUGUUCCCCAAGACCGGGGCAUAGCACCGCUGCACUAUGUCUGCGGCAUGCAGAAUAAACAAUUGGCUAUAGAUGUUACAAAACGUUUCCUAAGCAUGGGAGUUGAUCCAAAUUGUCGUAGUGAAGAUAAUAUGACUCCUUUGCAUGUGGCUGCCAUGUAUGGAAGAGAGGAAAUAGUACGUUUAUUAUUGGAACAUGGUGCCGAAUUGGAGGUAUAUGAUAAUGAUCGUAAAACACCCGUUUUAUAUGCCAUAGAUGAGUGUAACUUUGAGGUGGUGCAAAUAAUGAAAGAUCAUAUUUUUCUCAAAAAAUACGAAAAGAAAAAGGCUAACAAUACAACUAUUCUCACAGAAUCAAGAUUUGAAAAUUCUUUACAUCAAAGAGCUUUAAAUAAUAAAGCAACAUCAUCUUCAACACCACAGCGCACACCAAAUAAAAAGGAUGAGCCAGCGAUGGCAAAAAAUAAAAAUCUUUUAAAAGUUACAAGUUCUUUAGAUGAAUCUUUUGGUCAAGGCAGCGAAAACAAUAAAUAUACACCAAAUCGUAUUAAUUACAAUUAUGAUGUAACCUCACCUUAUUAUAUAAAUAUUACCCAUAGAAGACACAAACCACAGCCAAAAUUUCCAGAUCUUCCGCCACAGGACACUGAAGAAACAGAGCUUAGGGAAGAAAGACAUUCUAUUGAGGAUGUCUUAUCGAUAUCAAUGCAAAAUGUUAAUUUGUCUUCGCCAGAGCCUUCAGAACCUGUAAAUAUUUUCUCUUUAACACAAGAAAAUCUAAAAGAACUUACCCAACGUACUGCCUCUUGUGAAAGAUCACGUUUAUCUUUAAUUGAAACUUGGAGGGAGAAAGUGCAAAAAUCUCGUGCCCGCCAAUCUAUACUCAAACAAUUCGAUGAUAUUGUAGAAAUGAUAGAUCAAGUGGUCGAAAAUGAUCAUUUAAAUUUUACAAAUACAGAAUUAAAAGAAAAAUCUCCCCUUAAAGACACUAAACAACUACCAGAUAUUGAGGUAGAUAGUGGAGCUUGUGCUUCAACCUCAUCUUCUCUAAUAGAUACAACUGAAUAUCAUAAUUUACCUACAUAUAAUAAAAAACAUGAAACUAACAAAGUGAUGCCAGAAAGGAAAAGCCCAACAAAGCCUCAAAUGAGUUUAAGUAAAUUAAUACAAACUGUAGCUGAAGCUAAAGAACAAGAUUUCGAAGAAAAUCAUUUACAAAUGCCGGACACACCUUCGCCUUCACAACAAAAUGCCGAUUUGGAAAGUAGUUAUCAAACAGUACCAGAAAUUGUGAUUGCCUCUCCAGAUGAUAAUCACCAGCAGGAGGCAAAAGAACAUAAUACCACCACAAACUUUAUACGUUCACCCAAAAAUAAUGAGUAUUAUUUGCAAAUGACAGAAGCUUAUGUUCAUACAGACGAUGAAAAUGGUUUGGUAUUCUACGAAACAAAAUUACUUAGUAAUCUGGGCAAUAAACAGGCACAACAGAGAAAACAUUGUACACCAAAGACUCCUGGUCGAGAUUUGGAUAGUACAAUGACUAGUCAAUCAACAAAUUUAACUAUACCUCUGGAUUAUGAUACAGAUGCCCUAAGAGCCGAACUAACAGCAUUUGGUGAACCCCCGGGACCCAUAACAAAAACUACCAAAAAAUUAUAUAUUAAAAAAUUGAUAAAAUGUAAACGGCACACUACAAAUAUUCCGCAUACCAAAGAAAAUGAAAUUAAAUUUUCAGUUGAACUGGAGAGAACACUAAAGUCUGAGGAGAAUUUUCAACGUAUAAAAGACUAUAUAAAAUAUGAAACACAGUCUAUGGAAUAUUUUGAGGGUAAUAUAAAUAAAAAACAAAUGCGAGAGGGGCAUUUAAAACAAAGUUUCAUAUACAUGUUAAUAGAUCCACGUAUAUCGUGUAAUUUGCCAGGAGAAAGUGUGUUUUUAAAUGAAUUUGAUGUUUGGCAAAGAUUUUUAAAAUCUAUCUUCUAUGUGGGCAAAGGUAAAACAUCACGACCCUAUUCCCAUUUAUAUGAUGCUAUGAAGAUACAUUCUCGUUUACAUAAUAAGAAUGCGCCAGUAGAAACUGAUAAAAAUGGAAAAAAGAUAUCAAUUAAAAAACAACCUUUAAAUGUUGAAAUAUUUAAAUCGCCACCCCAAAAGAAAUUAGAUAGUAAAAAAAUUGAUCGCAUUUUAAAUAUUUGGGCAAAUGGCAAAGGUGUUGUUUGCCUUAAUGUUUUCCACAACAUUUUGCCCGUAGAUGCUUUUACUCGGGAAGCGGCUAUUAUAGAUGCUUUAGGUAUACAACAUUUAACAAAUUGUAAACGUGGCGAUUACUAUGGCCCCUCUAAGACUUGGACUAUGAAAGAGAAAAAAUAUUUGGGUAUAGCAUUACUAUUCAAAGCUAUGCGCAUGUAUUUAGCUGAAGGUGAAUCACAAUUAUCACCUAGUGAUCUUAUUUAACGUGACAGGUAGUAUUCUUAAAUUAAGUUAAAGUUUAUUGUGAUCUCAGUUUAUUGAAGUUUAAAAUUUUUUACCAACUAUAAGUGCAAAUUAGCAAGUGUAACGUGCUUUAAUAAUUUUUAUAUUGUGUCCUCAUAGAUACGUGUAUAAAUUUAGUGACAAUUCAGUUAUAUUAAGAAAAUUAAAUUACAAGU